Messenger RNA from Marmota monax (woodchuck), 2480 nucleotides. RefSeq names its product kallikrein-11. The record is from RefSeq and is a predicted model, not a curated record. Gene Ontology annotation, biological process: proteolysis. NCBI's taxonomy places the organism in Eukaryota, Metazoa, Chordata, Mammalia, Rodentia, Sciuridae. The coding region runs from base 1 to 1548 and encodes 515 amino acids. Gene Ontology annotation, molecular function: serine-type endopeptidase activity. The transcript has 11 exons.
AUGAGGCUGGGCAUCACCCUGCUCCUGUGCACUCUUGGGGCGAGCCAGGCUGACACAGAGAAGAUUGUCAAUGGCGUGGAGUGCCUGCCUCACUCGCAGCCGUGGCAGGUGGGGCUCUUUGAGGGCACCAGCCUGCGCUGCGGGGGAGUCCUCAUUGACCGCAGAUGGGUCCUCACAGCUGCUCACUGCAGCGGCAGCAGGUACUGGGUGCGCCUGGGGGAGCACAGCCUCAGCAGGCUGGACUGGGCCGAGCAGAUCCGGCGCAGCGGCUUCUCCGUGACCCACCCCAGCUACCGGGGAGCCCUGCAGAACCACGAGCACGACCUCAGGCUGCUGCGGCUGGGGACACCAGUGCGCGUGACCCGCGCCGUGCGGCCCCUGCCCCUGCCUAGCUCUUGCGCCGCAGCUGGCACAGAGUGCCACAUCUCCGGCUGGGGCACCACCAACAAACCAUCGAGCCCAUUCCCUGACCGGCUCCAGUGCCUCAGCCUCUCCAUCGUCUCCAAUGCCGCCUGCCGGGCCGUGUUUCCCGGGAGGAUCACCGACAACAUGGUGUGCGCCGGCGGGGUCGCUGGGAGGGACGCCUGCCAGGGUGACUCUGGGGGACCCCUGGUAUGCGGGGGAGUCCUUCAGGGGCUGGUGUCCUGGGGGUCCGUGGAGCCUUGCGGGCAAAAAGGCAUCCCAGGAGUCUACACCAAUAUGAGGAGGCUGAGGUGGCUGAAGGACUGGAAGUCGUCAGGCCCAGGCCCCGCAGCAGCGAAGGAACCCGGGCCUUGCCCUGCCCCGCUCCAGGCCAUGAUGAUUCUGCGAUUCAUCACGCUUGCUCUGGUGACAGGGCAUGUCAGGGGAGAGACCAGGAUCAUCAAGGGGUACGAAUGUCCUCCUCAUUCGCAGCCCUGGCAGGUGGCCUUGUUCCAGAAGACGCGGCUGCUCUGUGGGGCCACCCUCAUCGCCCCCAAAUGGCUCCUGACAGCAGCCCACUGCCGCAAGCCCAGCUACGUGGUCCUCCUGGGGGAGCACAACCUGCAGCAUCAGGAUGGCUCUGAGCAGAGGCGAAAGGCCACCGAGUCCUUCCCCCACCCAGACUUCAACAACAGCCUCCCCAACAAGGACCACCGCAAUGACAUCAUGCUGGUGAAAAUGUCCUCCCCGGCCCUCAUUACCAGGGCCGUGAGACCCCUCACCCUGUCGUCACACUGCGUCACUGCUGGCACCCGCUGCCUCAUUUCCGGCUGGGGCACCACGUCCAGCCCCCAGUUGCGCCUGCCCCACACCUUGCGAUGCGCCAACAUCUCUAUCAUUGACCACCAGGAGUGUGAGAGUGCCUACCCAGGCAACAUCACGGACACCAUGUUGUGCGCCAGCGUCAAGAAAGAGGGCAAAGACUCCUGCCAGGGUGACUCUGGGGGCCCUCUGGUCUGUAACGGGUCUCUUCAAGGCAUUAUCUCCUGGGGCCAAGAUCCAUGUGCUGUCACCAGAAAGCCCGGUGUCUACACAAAAGUCUGCAAAUAUGUAGACUGGAUCCAGGAGACCAUGAACAACAAUUAAACAGGACCCACCCCUCAGCCCCAUCUUCCUGUAAACAUUUGAUCUCAUUCAUUCUGCUCUCGAGAAACCCUAAGCCAGGACUCUUCCGUGCACUUCCUUGGCUGCAGGAGACGCUAUAGCUUUAUAACGAACUUGGGGUUUGGAAUCAGGGACGGCCUGGCUGGCACUAACCUGUGACUCUGGAAGCGAUGAUAGCUGUUACGUUCACUGUCAUAUCUCUAACCCCAGAGACAGUUCCUGAUGUACACCAAGGUUGUAAUAAAUAUUUAGAGUGAAUGAGUCCAUGGAGUACUUACUAUGGGCCAGACAGACCCUGGUCCAAAGGGCUUUUAAAUACAUCAACCAACACAAUCCUCACAAACUCUGAAAGGUCAGCACUAUUAUCAUACCCAUUUUACAGAUGAGGAAACUAAGCAUGGAGAAAAGAAAUUGUUUGCUCAUGGUCACUCGGCCAGUAAGGGAAAGAAGGGCAAGGAUUUGAAGCCAGGUGAUCUUUUAACUAACAAGUGAUCCCACCUUGACGGAAGCUCGGUUUCCUUAGCUGUAAAACUGUGCACCCAAAUGUCUGACAGCACAGUAAAUAAGUGAGCCCGCACAUAGCAAGGCCUCACAAAAGGGACCUCUAGUUAUAUUCCAACCUCCGUGACAAGUAGUUGGUUGAGGCCCACAUUGGCCAAUAUGGUGGCCACAUGCUCCAUUUAAAUAAAAAAUAAUGACAUAAAAUCAGAAACUUAGUUCCUCUGUCACACUUGACGCAUUUCAAAUGCUCCACAGCCACAUCAGAUAUGCAUAUAGAACUUUAGCAUCCUUUCCAAAAGGAUGGUCAGACAGGGCUGAGCUGAACAGCCUCUGAAGUUAAUUCCCGAAGGACAAGGUGCCUCAUAAAUCGUCAGGAAUUCAGGAUCCUUUCCAAUGUUCUGCUCGCCUUGCAA